Molecule: messenger RNA, 1830 nt
Organism: Pungitius pungitius (ninespine stickleback)
Lineage: Eukaryota; Metazoa; Chordata; Actinopteri; Perciformes; Gasterosteidae
Exons: 7
Coding region: 137-1069 (310 amino acids)
Molecular function (GO): 2-oxoglutarate-dependent dioxygenase activity
Source: RefSeq, a predicted model, not a curated record
AACAGUCACGUGGCAGGGGAAGUUUGCGCGUGUUGUUGUAUCCCAACACCCAGCCGCGUAGCACCCUGUCAGACAAACGUUUAGUUAAUAAUAUAGAGAUAUAGACACAUAUAUGUAUAUAUAACUAUAAAGAAAAAUGGAUAUCCCGGUGGUUGACUUUGCCGCGUGGAGCCUGCGCAAUCGAAACAUCUCUGACGAACCGAUCCACACCGUGAAAGAACAGCUGGAAUCCGCGUUCACUCAAGUUGGUUUCGUGUUUCUGAAGAACACCGGGAUCACGCAGGAGGAGGUGGAUCGUAUUAUGGCCGUAUCCAAGACGUUCUUCCUGCAGCCAGAAGAAGUAAAGAUACCCUUCAGGAGGGACAGCUUCGACGUAAAUCCCAACCACGGCUGGGUGCGUCUGGAGGUCGAGAGGUUGAAUCCCAGUUGUCCAGAGGACCUGAAGGAGUCUUUCAACGUCACUUCAAUCAGUCCUGACAUCAAGUGGCCAUCGGGUGCUGCAGAAGACUUCCAGGAGACCCAGACGUCUUUCUUCCGGCGCUGCCGCCAGCUGAGUCUGCGGGUGCUGAGGGCGAUGGCUCUCAGCCUGAGUCUGGACCCGCAGGUGUUUCUGAGCGCGCACCGCUUGAUAGGUGAUGAAGGGAACGGCACCACGCUGCGGUCUCUGUACUACCCGUCAGUCGACCACGACAAGGUGAAGGAGCGCCAGUUGCGAUGUGGGGAGCAUUCGGACUACGGCAGCAUCACCCUGCUGUUCAGCAGCUCUGGGGGUCUGCAGGUGCGGAGGCGUUCGGGGGAAUUCAUCGACGUUCCCUACGUGCCCGGAGCGGUCCUCGUCAACGUCGCCGACCUCAUGCAGCGCUGGACCGCCGAUCGCUUCGUCUCCGUGGUCCACAGAGUCAGGCUGCCUCCUGUUGGAGACUCAAGCACACGUCAGUCUGUGGUCUUCUUCGUGCACCCGGAUGAUGACGCUUUGAUCACCUGCUGCGACGGCUCCAACAAAUACCCCCCAGUGACGGGAGGCGCCUACCUCGAGGAGCGCUUCAAGGCCUCCUAUGGGGCCAAAUGAACGUCCUCCCGUCACGUCAUUCAUGCACCGCUUUGUAUUACACGUCUGAGACGUCUUUUAAAAACUAUUGAUGUUUUCCAUAAUUGUGUGUGUGACUUAAAGGAGAGAAACAAAGCUCAGACCUGCAAGCUCAUUCAGUUUAUUGUCCACAUUCAAACGGUAUACAAGAGUUGGAUUCCUCACACGGGACGUCAGGAGAUGGACGGAUUAAACUGCUCCUUGAAAAGAACACUAUUAAAGUUCAACUAUCGCUGGUCUGAUUAAUUUAAAUAUCAAGUUUCACAUCUUGACCGUUUCAUUUAAAGUGGUGUGGAGAAUAAAUAAUGAUUUGAUGAUUUAAAAAACCCUACACAACCCUACGCACAUAAAUUAACUUUGUAUUUCAUACUAACAUGAGGACAAUUAUAAUACAUUAAAAUAUUGAUAUAUUAUGUAUCUGUUAUCAAUCAUUGGAUCAUUAUGAUAUAUGCUUGUUAUGGAAGUAUAAACUACAUCAGAGAUCUAUAAAUAAUGAUAAUGGCUGUUUCAGUGUAUUUCAGGAGCCCUGAGAGCUCAUUUAAACCACCUGUUGAGAUACAUAAAAGCAGCAAAUCAACUAGGAAUUUGAAAGAUUGACAUGUUUUAAACCAACUUGUGUAUAGAUAAUCACACGUGAAAUGAACAUGGUGAAAUAAGUAAUUAGAGCCAUAUUUUAUUUAGCUAACUACGCAAAGUAAAUGGAAUAUUUCAAGUUUAAUGGAAUGAAUAAAUCUUUUAAAGUA